This is a messenger RNA of Phyllotreta striolata, 1532 nucleotides long. Lineage: Eukaryota; Metazoa; Arthropoda; Insecta; Coleoptera; Chrysomelidae. The record is from the annotation of a GenBank genome assembly.
AGCGCAAUUAUUUUUAUACGAGAGAAAACAAUUUUAGUGGCUUCUUAUAAAGACAUCUACGAAAAAAAAUUAGAUACACCGCAGCCAUGUUACUGGCAGCAGGAAUUAUCGCCAGUUGCUUCGUUUUCUGUCACGCUGCUACGCAAUCAGGAUGCACGUUGACAAUUCAAAGAAACGACGCCGAAAAGUACGUUCCUGUAUUGCUAAAUAACAGAUCGCACGUUUACAAUCUCACAGUACCGGAACAAGGAGAAAUUCGCUUGAGACGAGGCCAAGGCAUCACGUUUUUGUGUCCGGAGAAAAACUAUUUAGUACCCACUCAUUCGAACUCAACUUACGCCACAUGCCUACACGGAACGAAGCUGAGCAUAUCCAGAACAGAGUACGACUUUUCGGAGAUCCUCUGCCACAAACCGAUAAGAGGAGAAAUCCAAAAAACCCGCGAGAGUUGCGGCAACGGACGCGGUACCAUCACCAACAUCGGUUACACAGUCACUCCCAGGUACUUCAAGACGCUCAUCAAAGUGUGCUACGACGAAGCUCGAGGAGCUAACUUGUAUUCCCAGCACAUCAUACACGGAGAAGAAGUCGCCUACACCUCGAAGUUUAGAGAACGUCCAGGAUUUAGCACCGCCGGUCUACCGAAAGGAGUAUCGGCGAAUGUAGCCUACAAACGAGCCUAUCAAAAAUCCACGUUCAGCAGCCUACUAGGCAGUUCAGGAUUAGCCGAGCGUUAUAUAAAUAAAAAAUCCUUUUUAUCGCGAGGACACUUAGCACCCGACGCGGAUUUCUUAUUCGCCAGCUCGCAACUCACGUCGUACUUCUACAUCAACACUUGCCCGCAAUGGCAAAGCAUCAACGGUGGUAAUUGGGUGAAGGUGGAAAGCUCUGUGAGAGAAGCUGCGAGUAAAUACGGGCGCAGAUUCACCAUCAUCACCGGUACUCACGGUGUCCUGGAGUUGCCCGAUUCGAGCGGGCGCCCCGUUGAAGUCUACCUGGUAUCGAGGAGGAAAUUGCCAGUACCGAAGUUCGUUUGGAAGAUUAUCUACGAUGAUUUUAGCGGAAAAGCGAUCGCUAUUGUUAGUUUGAAUAAUCCGUUUGUUGAUAGUUAUGAAGAUGCGGUUUUGUGCAAUGAUAUUUGCGAUAGAUUCGGAUGGGGGGCGAAAAGUUUCGGCGAUUUUUCUAGAGGGUUAAUUUAUUGUUGCGAUGUUAAUGAAUUUAGGGAAGUUGUUGAUAGUGUUCCUGAUAUUGUAGUGAAUGGGAUUUUACGGAGUCCUUAAGAUUUGUUAUUAGUGAGGCUCGGGAAAUGUGUAAAAUGCAUAUAAAGUGCAUAUAAGAGUAAGCUUGUUUUAAAUUGUGUUUUGCUUAAAAAAUCUAAAUGUCUCGAUAAUUAGGGAUUUCUCGAUAUUAUUUAUUUUUCAAAAAAUGUAGAAAAUUUCGUUGUUCAUGAAAAAAUGACAUGAAAACGGUUUUUUUAUUUCGAUUACUUUUCGAGAUAAUUGGAUUUUUUGGAGAGUCGCGCUAGAAAAUUU